GCGCAUGCGCAGAACCAACUGAAGCGAAUGUGCGUGAGGUGACAGCUGUCCCGAUGAUAUCGAUGAACGUAUCCAGCAGCGACAACAGCCUUCCCCAGAACAGCCACGGCAAAAAGCAGAAGAAGAAAAACAAGAAGCACCGCAAAGCAGUGGCAGCAGCAGUGGAGAUCUCUAGUUUGGAGCUGGGACCCCAGAUCCCCUCCUCCGAUGAACUGUGUCACAUCCUCACCAUCCACAGAUCCGCCACCCCUCCAGAGUCGCCCCCGACGCCCCUAUUAAACCUCUCCCAGAGCCCUCCAGACCUGCAGCCUCAGGCCCCCAUCCCUCACUCCGUUCCCAUCACAGUGGUUCCCUCACCCAGCGUCCUCUCGUCUCCAGACACACCUUCCACUCCCAUAGCACCUUCACUGGGUCUACCUGCCGUUCUCUCCACGACUCCUCCCACUCCACAGGCCCCGGACAAUCAGACGACCCCACCACAAGCUCUGAGCCCUCCACCUCCAGACUUUUCCCCACCUCCAGCAGAAUUACUCGGGUCAGAUGAUGAAGAACAAGAGAAUCCGUCAGAUUACUGUAAAGGUAGGAUAAUUAUGAUCAUAAGAAAUUGGUUUUAA
Messenger RNA from Sinocyclocheilus anshuiensis, 614 nucleotides. RefSeq names its product pollen-specific leucine-rich repeat extensin-like protein 2. The record is from RefSeq and is a predicted model, not a curated record. The transcript has 3 exons. NCBI's taxonomy places the organism in Eukaryota, Metazoa, Chordata, Actinopteri, Cypriniformes, Cyprinidae. Bases 54 to 614 code for a protein of 186 amino acids.